This is a messenger RNA of Aspergillus ruber CBS 135680, 3867 nucleotides long. RefSeq lists its product as uncharacterized. The record is from RefSeq and is a predicted model, not a curated record. The transcript has 5 exons. Lineage: Eukaryota; Fungi; Ascomycota; Eurotiomycetes; Eurotiales; Aspergillaceae. Bases 1 to 3867 code for a protein of 1288 amino acids.
AUGGCGACAAGACAGCGCCUAACGUUGGCGUCGAUGUGGGCGUUUGAGGAUAUAGGAGUACAGGAGAUACAGAAUGAGUUCGGGUUAGUUGUGGUUUUUAUUGGUCCUAUUGGAUAUGCUGACAAUUCGUGCAGAAAAGCCAAUCCCGAUUUUAACUGCCUCUUGGAGUAUUCGAAACCAGAUGAAGUUCUUAUAAUGAAGGGAAACUUUGAAGGCUCCUCCGCGAAGCUCGUAUCGGUCAUGUCUGAUUUUGUCGAAGAGCAGAAAAACAAAGACCUCUUGGAUAUGCCGCGGAUCCGCCAAUUGGACGUCCCCUCGAUAUACGACGAAGACGACCAGGCUAAAGUUGAAUCUGAAAAGGACCGCAAAGAAGGUCUGUUGACAUUGGUCGACGACUCGAACGACGAACUGAUUCCUGUGUCCCUCAAUCGUUCCACUAAAUACUGGAUUUCGGAAAAUGGUGGUCCGGGUUGCCUUGCCAAUUUCCAGGAGGUUUUGGGUGAUAUUGCGGCGAUGACCGGCACGGAGAUUACGGCUAUAGAUGAUACCCUCGGAAUCCAGGUAACUGGUCAGCACCAGAUUGACGUUGAGGAUGCGUUAGGAAAGUUGACACGGAUUGAGAAGCCAUUGUCCCUCAUUGAAGCUCCCCGGGUGACCAACAUGAUUAUGGCGCAACACAAUGAGAACACUCGCGUUCGGAUUCAGAACUACAGCGAGAUAAAUUCCAUAGCCCUGCGUCGGAUUCUCACAGACCCUAAUCUGCCCUUGAAUGCCACUCUCAACCAGACUUUUGCUACGUUUCUUCUCUCGCUCGACCCCGAUACAUUAAAGUUCAAUCUACCGGAUAAUCUUCUCAAUCCUUGCAAAGUCUCUAACGAACCCGGCAAGUCGCGUAUCUGGAAUGACUUUACUUUCCAAGGAAUUGGAAAGGGAGAUGAGUUCAUCAACAUGGAGUCCAUCAUCGAGAAAGACACGGCUAAUCCACAGGCGGUGACUUCUGGAAUUGCUCCUCCCCAUCCAUUUCUAUCUGUUGAAAAAGCCACGCGGGUGAAUCAGUGGGUCGUCGAGAGAGCUGAGAUGGAGAAUGAGCCUGAACCAGAACCUGAGACUAACAUCGUACUACAGCCUGAACAGCUUGAAGGUCCUCGCGAGACACCAACUCUUGUCACCGGUGUCAAGAAAACCCCUGGUAUCCGAACGCGCAAGGCUGCUGGGACCGCUACACCUCAAGCAGCACCAGAGCCCACAGCUGAGAACACCAAAGCCUUGUCCACUGUUCCUGGGAAGAAGACCUCGACUCCUCGCAAGCGAUGGAAGAUGCAGUACGAGCCUACCGAUCGGGUAUCCUCACCUACCGAUCUUAUGUUCAAGGGCCCAGACUCCCCUCACGACUCUACUACGACGGCGCGGCCAGAGUCUCCCGAGGACAAGCUAACAAUGCCAACUUUCGACCCGACAAAGUAUGGCUUGCAAAGAUCCCCUCAGCACUCAGCCAAGAAUUCAUUUGGCAGUUCAAAUUCUCCACAGGGCUCACAAGCGAAUGUUGAGAUCUUACCCGUGGCGCCCAAGAAAAUGCCGGGAAAGCGUGAGGAGCUUGUCGAUGUUCUCACUCCUGUUGCUCCUGGAAAACCAACCUCGCACUCUAUGCUCUCGUUUGACCAACCUGCGCUAGUUCCACAAGUCGCAAAUCAUGCCGAUAAGACAGAAAUGCAGGACAUGCAGGUGCCCGAUAAGACUAAAGGCUCUACUCCCCCGGACUUGCUUGACCUUGACUUCGAAACCGAGAGCAAAGUUCUGGGGCCUAGCACUGCUACGGCAACCCUUCUGAGCCCGACUGGUUUGGUUAGUGGCGAGGAUCUAACUUUGCAGGAGAAGAGGCUCCGAGACUUGAAAUCAUCCCUUCGCGAGAAGAAGGACAUAUCUGGCUUUGACGACAAUGCUUCGACCGUCUCGAAUAUAUCACGUCCUCCCAAAGACCGGCGCGAAAUCAACAUGCGACUCGCCCGUCAGAGAAUCGCGGAACUCGAGAAAUCUGUCAAAACGGUGAAGAACACUAAUGACGAAGCGGACACCAGAGAGUUCCACCUCACCAUGAACCACAAAGCGGGCAAGCCAAGUGAGAAAGCGAAAAGCAAGGCCGAAGCCAAAGCUAAACGACAAGCCACUCUCGAGGAUGCUUGGGGGAUUCCUAAGCCAGCCAGAAAAGCGCCAGUUAAAACGCCCAAAACGCCAACCGACCUCAUCGUCAAACCCAGGACAGUAUUCUCUGGUGCUAAGAAGCAGGACCUGCAGGACUUGCGGCAGCAAGAGGCUGAAAUCAAGAGCGUUUUCGAAGCGUUGAGACCUGCCCUCGAAGCUGCUGAGUAUUUCAGCGGUCCGUUGACUUUGGAAGCACAAUUCGGCCUUGUUCUCAUACCUCUUCUACCCAAGUCAUACAACCAGGACUCGAUUACUGUGGACGAGUGGACGAGGAUCUUCCAGCCACGCAAUAGCCUUCCUGCGCCGACGACGAAGUUUAUCAAUCGACUUACCACGGCUGGCUCAGAUGUCGACCAUAUCAUUGAUCUGAAAACGUCAAAGGCUGAGGGUAAACGCCAUAUGUUCGAGCAGGACUACACUGAGUAUAAUGUUUCCUACGAGUUUCACUGUCGCACCACUGCAAAUCAGCCCUUUAUUAUAGCAAUUGACGAACAGGGUAAGCAUUCAAUUCGGAAGCCAACAAAGACGCUCGGUGCUGUCAACAUGCACUUUCCCGCUCAGAUCUGGGAUGCCAGCAUGGUCCUCUCUGGUGUUAUCGAGCAUGUUGCCGGUACCGAUCUGGAACUCGAAGAGGCUGUUCGGUAUCUUGUCGAUAAUCUCUGGGUGCAACCGGAAAAGUCUCUCAUCCGUAUCUUCAGCCGCUUUCCCAAGGGAAACAAGUUCGUCAUUGAGAAAGUAUUCAUGAAACGCUGGACUCGCCAUCGACACAUCCGUAACAGAGACGCUGCUGCUGCUGUUGACAAUGCCACAUCUCCGACGGCAGAAAACCAAAUCGUCGCAAUCAACGACAACGACAACGACAUCUUCCUCCAGGUGACAGAAAUUCAAGACCUCCUAAUCGGCUCCAGCACAUCAGACAGCCAAGCCCUGCGAGCCCGCUGCGCACCACACCCCGAAAUGAUCAAAAAAGGCAGACUCUGGUACGAAGUCUCUCUCGUCAGCCCCGCUAUCGAAGCAUUCAUGAAAACAAACACGGACGUCGAAAUCGGCGAACGCACAGAAGACUGGCGAAGCCCAGAUCUCCUGGGAAACCAUGCUACCCUCGUCGCAGACGACUACGGCAUGAGCAAUCUACGCCUCUCAUCUUCUCCCUCGUUAUCCUCGCCAUCACCUCUUCCUAAUGCAACUCCGCUCCUCAGCCCUGUCGCUUCAGCCAUCGGAACAGCCGGCCUAGGCGACCUUCUCCACCUCACCAAAACCGUCGUUGAGAAAAUCGACGGCAUAGGAUUCUGGAACUACGGCCCGGGGAUCGAAGAAGUCCAUCUAUCCGCCAUAACCGCCGCUGUCACUGGUGCCGUUCCCAGUGUUGGUGCCACGGCAGCCGGUACAGUCGUCGGAACUAACCCUGGCGUUGGUGUUGGCGCUGGUGCUGGCCCGCUUUCCCUUCCCAGUAUACCUAAACAGCCUAUUUCAUCGGCAAUAGUUCCUGCGGCGGCGCAACAGGGAAGAUUACUUGGGCUUGAUGAUUAUUUAGAUGGAGUGAAGGAGGUGGAGACUUUGGUGCCGAGUCUUGUACCGGCGAAGAGUGGUGGUGGUAUGGUUGCGUUGGGAAUGGAGAGGUCAUCGUCGACGAGCUCGGCGAGGGUUAAUGAGUUAGAUUAUUGGUGA